CCACAACCUUUCCGGAACCCAGGACGGAGAGGCGAGAGGAAGCGACCGCUGUUACCAGUUGAAUCUAUAUUCAAUCCUUAGUUUUCUUAAUUUAAAGUUCCUCCGCUUUUCGGUUCAAAGUUGAAUCGAGUAUUUGGCUCCGAAAUACGUGUAUUGUGGAUGAGCACGGGUACAUUACUCCGUUGCCUCCCUACUUAGAGUAUGGAUUAGUCAUGGUGGGUAAAUUGAGGUGCUAUUAUAAAGAAAGCUGCCCCAGACUUCCAUUUUCAAAUCUGGAGAUUGUCAUAUGACAGCGAUUCGUCCUAUAAUCAACUUAUAAUGCAUCGUUCUCUGUGGAAUACUCUAUGCUUGGCUCUGUCCAUUAUUGGACAGGGCGGGAGAGCGAGGGGUGAAGCCUCCUGCUCUGGUAUCUUCGCAGCCAUCACGGCCCAAGACUAUGUGCAUUCGCUUAGCCCCGGGUGGAAUCUGGGGAAUACUCUGGACGCCUUCCCCAUGGAGGGCUCUUGGAAUAAUCCUGUGGUCACUGCGGACACCUUUGCUGAUGUAAAGAAUAGCGGCUAUAACAGUGUUCGGAUUCCAGUUACCUGGGCUUAUCACUUUACCGGCUCGAGCAACCAGGGAGACUCUCCACUUUGGACGGUUGACCCGACCUGGCUAGACAGAGUCUCGGCUGUUGUCGAUAUGGCGACGGCGCAAGGCCUUUACGUGAUAGUGAAUGUGCACCACGACAGCGCGCUGUGGGCGGACUUCACAGCCGCCGGAGCCAACCAAACUUUGAUCGAGGAGAAGUUCUAUCAACUUUGGUACCAGAUUGGAACCAAGCUGGGCUGCAAGGGCGCGCAAGUCGCAUUCGAGGCUAUCAAUGAGCCCCGUAGCUCAACAGAUGCGGACUAUGCCUUCCUGCACCAGCUCCAAGACGUCUUCCUCCAGGCCAUCAAUAAUGCGGGAGGCUUCAACUCACAGAGAGUUAUCACCGUUGCUGGCCCUGGACAAGAUCUCACUGCAACCAUCGAGCGUUUCACGGCCCCAGACUCGAAUUUUACGAACCCCUGGACCAUCCAAGUCCACUACUAUGCGCCCUACGACUUCACCUCGGCGGCCUGGGGUAAAACCAUUUGGGGAUCUGCCGAUGACAAGGCAGCGAUGGACUCGGCAUUUUCGAGCCUCCGAGCAAAAUUCCCCAACAUCCCCUUGAUCGUUGGCGAGUGGUCAGCAUCACCAGUCAUUACCGAGCCAGCUGCGCGCUGGAAAUAUAUCGACUUUCUUGCCCGUACAGCUGCUAAGUAUGAUGCGGCCCUGAUUGUCUGGGAUGCCGGCGUUGAUGUCCUCAAUCAUUCGGCCCACACCUGGUAUGAUAUUACCGCGGUCAACAUUGUACGAAACGCGAUUCAGGGCAUCUCCAACAGCCUGCCGGAUAGCACCACCGAUCCCAGCGCCACCACCCAGCAGAGCUCCGCCUUCAUCUUCAACCAAGUCGGUAGCAGUGUGGGAGACCAGUCUCUACCCUUCCUCCUGAACGGCAAUACGGUCACCUCGAUCACCAUAGAUUCUACCAUGCUGACCACCGGGAAUCAGUAUUCGGUCAGCGGGAACAACAUCAUCUUCACGGCAUCUUUCCUGUCGGGCUACCUUUCAUCGACGGCCACGCCGGGCAUCAAAGGCACCUUGAGCAUCUCCUUCUCAGCUGGUAUCAUCAUCCCGGUACAGAUAGUCCAGUGGGAGCCCCCAGUCCUCUCAUCAGCGAGUUCCAAAGCCAUUGCUGGGGCGGAUCUGGUCGUCCCCGUCACCUGGCAAGGUAUGGCUCAGGUAGCUACUGUCAAGGCUGUCAAGGCCGAUGGCACGUUCUUGGUGGACGACUGGACUGUUUGGUUGCCUCCGAUUCAGCAGGGCCGGACCACCUUUGGCGGAUCUUGGACUUGGAGCGUGGGGCAAGCCGGGUUCACCAUCACCUCGACGGCCGUGAAUGCCGUCAUUGCGGCAGGGCAGGCGACGCAGUUCACAGUCGAGGCAUAUCCCCGGGUCGCUGGCAACAGUGCCACUUAUACUUUGAACCCGUAAGCCCACCUAUGGGAGUCGGAUGACUGGACAUCAUGAGCAAUAGCAAUGUUGCAUCGAUUUGGCACAUUCACGCCAAUGUAUCGAGAUUCAUACGACCGACUACAGUGCAAAUGGAACGGCAAACACGUGCACACCCUGUUUGGCCUUUAUAGGGAGGCUCUUAUCUUCCCAGAUAUAGGGAGUGCAGCCAGUCUUUUCUUAUCACAUCAAAUGAGCAUAACAGGGCCUGUUUAACUGGAUAUAAGGGAUCGGGAGAUGGGAUCGGCUGAGGAGUGGAUCGCCCCAGGGAUUCGGGAUUUCCGGGCUGGGCCUCUCGACUCUCUCUGGAGGACCCAUGGCGGUCUCGGUCUCGUGGCUUGUAUAUGGGGGACAUUUACAGAGGAAACAUUGCACAUAUUUCAUUUCAAUACUGACAUCAAC
Molecule: messenger RNA, 2478 nt
Organism: Truncatella angustata
Lineage: Eukaryota; Fungi; Ascomycota; Sordariomycetes; Amphisphaeriales; Sporocadaceae
Product: glycoside hydrolase superfamily
Exons: 8
Coding region: 319-2058 (579 amino acids)
Biological process (GO): glucan catabolic process
Cellular component (GO): cell surface; extracellular region
Molecular function (GO): beta-glucosidase activity
Source: RefSeq, a predicted model, not a curated record